Molecule: messenger RNA, 3666 nt
Organism: Colletotrichum graminicola M1.001
Lineage: Eukaryota; Fungi; Ascomycota; Sordariomycetes; Glomerellales; Glomerellaceae
Exons: 8
Coding region: 1-3666 (1221 amino acids)
Biological process (GO): metal ion transport; transmembrane transport
Cellular component (GO): membrane
Molecular function (GO): metal ion transmembrane transporter activity
Source: RefSeq, a predicted model, not a curated record
AUGUCGGAAUUUAAGAACUGGACGCAGGAGACCGAGAUGGCAGUGCUCAGUGAAGUAGCCGCGGCUCAGAACGAUAGCCCCGAGCGCGUCGAACCGCGCCAUUCGCUCCCUGCCCAGCCCUCAGAGAAGACGCACAUCAACAGUCCCGAGUCUCCUCGCCCGUCAAGCCCAACGCCGCACUGGAACCGUCUUCCGGGCUUUGCACACAUUGACGGUGAUGUCAACGGCCGUGGGUACAACGAGACGUUGGUCGACAUCGUUUGCGUGCCGUGCCCAGGUGCUGAUCCUGUCGAGACAUGGGCCCGCGAUCCGCUGCCGGAGGGUUACUUCGGGCGGCCCAGCGAUGUAUCGAUAAGUGCGGUAAAGGAACUUGCGGGCGCAUCCAUCUUGUCGCCCACGAUCAACCGACACCUCCCGAUGGCGACCCAUCUUUGGGUAAGGCAAGGGAUCCGGAAGGAAGUCAGCGAGGCGCGCGUGUUGCUCUACCGCCACCGAGAGUUGGUUGAGGGUAUGACAUUGGACGACCUCGCACUGGACCUCAUCGAGCAGGUCUGGAACGUACGAUAUGGCAACCAACGCUCGCGCCCCUUGUUCUUUAUCGCGCACAGCGUUGGCGGGCUCGUUGUCAAGCUGGCGCUGCUGCAUGCCUCCAGAACCGAGCGAUACAAACCUUUCAUGUAUAACUGCCAUGGCGUCUCAUUCUUCGCGACUCCGCAUAGGGGCUCGAGUUACCUGUCAAUGAAACAUUUGGAGGAUAGCAUCCGUCGUCUCCUUCGGCUUCAAAGGCCCUUGCCACGCUCUAUCUCUGACUAUCUCAGAUUAGGCCAUAAGCCCCUUCUAAAAAUGCAUGAAGAAUUCUCGACCAUCGCCAGUGAGCUCAGGAUUUGGACCUUCUAUGAGACCAUCGACUCCCAGCUGUCAGGCUCCGGUUCCACAAGUCGAGGGCGCGCCAAGGAAGUCCGUUUUGGCGCCCCCCUCGCCUCCAUCAAAUCAUCAAUGGUUGGUGUGCGGCAGGAGCAUGUCUUCUCCUUGGACAGCGAGCAUAGCAAUUGCGCUUCGUUCGGCGUGGGGAACACGGAGACUAUGAAUACCUAUCUACAAGAGCUCGCUUUUGCUGUGCAGAGGGCAAUGGAACUGAGCUCCCAGUACAUUCACACGCCCUUGAAUCUCAAGAAACACGUAAAAGUCGAAAUCAUCGGCUUCUACGAAGACCCGGAUGCCGAGAUGGAGUCUGCCAUACGCCUUUACUUCACCAAGCUUCAUCUUCAAAAGUUCCUGGAGCAAGGUCCCGAGCGAUGUCUUGAACAACGACUGCAGAAGACAGCAUUGAGGCCGCACUCCGACCCGGAUCCACCGCACCCGACCCAAGAUCCGCAUAAGAGCAACAAAGGCAUCGGGAUCCUGUCCAGUUUCCAAGAGCUCGGACAGAAGGUUUGGCAAGGUCACUCAGACUCCCCAAGCCGGCCCAAGACCCCCGAUUCAGAAAGUCAAGGCUCACCGGGAAUCAUGGUGACCCGUCCUUCCGCAGUGGAGGGCUCGCAUUCUAUGCCUGUUGAGACCAUUCGAAGAAUGCAAAGCCUGAAGGUGCCACCUCUCUCCCCGCCUGGGUUCAAUCGUCCAUCGAGCCGUAGUAGCAACGCCGGAAGCACGAGGUCAGACCCUACCGACCUGGAGUUAUCACCAAAGGCCAUGUAUCCGGAAUCGUUGCCAGUGAUGGGCGUGGGGAAAAGCUAUUCGGAGCCGUUUUCCAGGCGUCAAGAUCGACUUUCGCGAGGAUCGGCGCUCGACGACCUGACGGCGGGAUUCUCGAGACCUGAUCCGGCCAGCAGAAGGUUUAUGUGGAUUCAUACGCCAUUCACGAACCCAUCAUGGGUGAAGGAUAUUCUCGGAGUCCUGGCGAACCCCCAUGACCCAAGCUUCAUAAAGCUUUCCAACAACGACAAUUGGGCUUCGAAGCAUGUCAUAGGGAGGCAUUCUCAAUCCCAGGCCCCUUUCGUCAAGCCAUCCUGCAACUACAUACCCCCUGGAUCAACUCCAUCGCCUCAUCCAUCACCAAACCUGUCUGGCCGUACUAUCUCUGGCAGUGGCUCUUCGUCGGGCUAUCUCUACAUGUACCUCCCGUUCCUUCAUUUCGACACAUAUAUUGAUAUCCUCCAUCGGCGCAACUUUAUCAAGCGCCGCAUGCAACAUGGGCGUGCUCGUCCCGUCCCUUCCGAUGUGGCAGAACUGGAUUCUCCAGAACUUAGGAUGAUAUGGGAGUACAUCGGAUAUGAUCCACCACUCAACUAUCGUCGUACUCUAGACCAGUUUGCCUACCCAUCGUUGAGGGACACAUGGGCCCGAGACGAUGAUCAGAUGCUGUACAAGCUGACGAAGGACCGCACUCCAAACGUGAUGGAUCGAGAUCAGCUCAUGCUGCAGAGGGGACCGACGAGCGGUUCAACGUGGAGUCCUGGGGAAAAAGUGAGCCCCUCAAAUACAGGCCUCUUGGAGGAGGAUACCUUGGAUACAGACGACGAAGAGACCGACCUGGACGAGACCAUCAAGGAUGGAAAGGUCUUAAUGGUUGAUCAGUUAUGGCUAUGGGCCAUCGAUACGACAACAUUGUCGACAUUCUUCAACCGCAGAGAGUCGAAGCGAAAAGAAGGACCUCUAUUUCAGCAAUCGGACCUCAGAAAUAGUGUUUACAACGAACUUAACGGAGAUUUGACAGGGCGUUGCGAGAACGCGUUGGACCUAGCAGCGUUUAUCACCGAACGCAUGACUUCCUCCCUGAAGCGCUUCCGUAUGCAAACGUUCAAGGAUGUGAGCGGCUCCGACUCGGACUCGGACGGCAACAGGCCCGAGUCCAUCAAGAAGCGCCACAAGCGAGAGCUUGAGGAAGCCGAACGCGAGAAUCGUGAAAACACUUCGGCUCUCAUGGAGCUUCGCGACAUGGAGGAUGAGCUCAAGUCUCUGGUGAAGCUGUUCGAGGCCCAGGAGGUCGUCGUCCGGAACAUGAAGUCCAUCUUCGAGGGGGAGGAUACUAAGCACUUGACCCGACACGGCCUGAUGUAUCUCGAAGAGGCGCUGAGCAAGGUGGACGGGUACAAGAGCCAGACGGUGGAGAUGCUUAAGCGUGUUGACACGACGAGGACUGAUUAUGAAAAACUUCUCGAGAUGGUCCAACGCAAGGCCCAAGUCGACGAAGUCCGCUGGUCCCGUCUCCAGACCGAGCUGGCAUCCUCACAAAACCUCUCCGUCAUGAUCUUCACCACCUUCACCGUCAUCUUCCUCCCCCUGUCCUUUUUCAGCAGCCUUUUCGGCAUGAACACCGUCGAGUGGGACAGACAGCUCCCGACAAUCGGGUUCAUCGGCGCCGUCUCGCUGCCCGCGUCUGCCGUUAUCAUCUCCGCGGCCCUCGUCGCGGCAUUCAGCAGCCGCGUGCAGGGCUUCGUCAGGACCGGGUACAAGGGCGGGAAGAAUGUGCUCCAGGCCUUGGGAUCGGCAGUCAUGGAGUUCAUGCCGCGCAGGAAGCAGGAGAAGAGGCGCGUCAACAAGGCGGAGAGGGAAGAGAGAAGGACGAGGAAAAUGGAUCGCGGGUAUGACUUCUGGCAGAAUGUCAGGAGGGAGAGGGCAAGUGAGUAUCGUAUCCCGGAGGUAAACCGUCACAGAACGAGAACAUAG